Messenger RNA from Pecten maximus, 2921 nucleotides. RefSeq names its product thrombospondin-2-like. Lineage: Eukaryota; Metazoa; Mollusca; Bivalvia; Pectinida; Pectinidae. Bases 436 to 1839 code for a protein of 467 amino acids. The record is from RefSeq and is a predicted model, not a curated record. Gene Ontology annotation, molecular function: protein binding. The transcript is spliced from 12 exons.
CUGUCUCCAAUCAGUCAGACACCGGCGGUGAGCGUAGACGCCGAGUACUACCAACCAAAUGCGCCCAUCGCCUCCAACAGACUUAGUUUGAUAUUUCUCUGAAUGAAAUAUUUCUUAUCUAGAAAUAUGCACGUGUAUAUAUAACCGUACAGUGUUCUAACGGCAGUUUAUAGCCAGUUAAUUGUCGGGAGAAGGUUUGAUUUCCCUGUAAAACUCUCCGCUGGAGUUUCAAUUGGAUUACACCUAAUUCAUGGAGACAAGGAUACAUCCCGUCUGCCGUACUCGUUUAUAAGUGUUGUGGUACUCGUUUAUAAGUGUGGUAUUCCUACAGUGUCAUACUCGUUUAAAUAUGGUGAAAUUGUCAGAUUUGUACGGACUUUUGUUGGGAAGGAGCUAACACGAAUUUCUCUAUUUCACAUUCUGUGAUGAACGAUCAUGUGGAAAAGUCUCACGAUGCUAAUGGCGGUAAUACUCGGAAAGGACCUGUUUCUGUUCGCAGAAUCGACGUGUAAACUCGGGAGGGCUAACUAUGCGGAUGGAGAUGUGUGGAAGUUCAACGAGUGUGUCAACUGUACGUGCAAUGGUACACGAGUUGAGUGCGUGAAGGAGCUCUGCCCAACCCCGACGUGUACAGAGCCUAAAAUCGUUCCCGGCGUGUGUUGUCCUUUCUGUGAAGAUUUUGCCAACCUUCCUCCUACAGUCGAGCCUGACGACAAUGGCGAGACAGACAACGGAGGACAGGGAUGCGAGUACGACGGAACCUCAUACACCGACGGGGAAGUAUUCACCUCGAAUUCCACGGGAAUCAUACUCAACGCCGACAACCAGUGCAUCAACUGUAUAUGUACGAAGGGAGAUGUAUUGUGUUACUUGAAAACUUGCAACAUUCCGAAGAAGUGUAAGAAAUGGCUGAACCACAGUGACAAUUGCUGUCCACAAUGUGCAGACGACGUUAACGCCUCGCUUGAUGAGAACAGUUCUUCAGUAGACAUCGAACAAAAAGCUGAGUACGAUUGUUUGGACUCGGAGGGUGCAAUUCACGAGAAUGGUUCGGAAUGGCGACCCCAAGUAUCGAACUGCGUCACGUGCUCCUGUCUGAACGGGGAAAUAGACUGCCAGAAACUAGCGUGCCCAGCCGACCAUCUAUUGCCCUGUAAGAACCCUAGACGGCGAGGAAACUCGUGCUGCAAAUCAUGUCGCCGGAAGAAGAAACCUAAAAAUAAAAAGGUCUGCUUGAAGAACAUGCGGAGAAGGAACAAAAGAAAUAAAAAGAAAAACGGGAAAAGGCAAAACAGAAAGAAUAAUCGCAAAAACAGAAACCAAGACGGACAGCCGGGGACUGGCGUGGAUGUGACGUCACUUCCGUCAUUAAGAGACAAUAUCGAUAUAAAUAAUAUGACACUUCCAGAGUAUUUUGGACAAAUGUGCAUGCCCAAGAAGCGAGACCACAUAGUGUAUCGGUAUGUAGGUGGAAGGUAUCUGUUUGUGGCAUUCGACGACGUUAAGUCACACGAAGUUGAGGUUUGGCGCUGGAGACUCAAACAGAGAGUGUGUGACGUCAAUUCACCAGCACAGAAAAACUGUAAGACCAUGUCGGCAAACAUCCGUUUGUCCGCCAGGGAAAAGUUUACGUACCCUUCCGACCACUUCCGGAAACAGACGACACAGGACAUGAUGUUUGGUUCCACAACAAAACGACAAGUGAAGGGCUUUAAGAAAAAACUGACCAAGUCGAUGGCAAAGUGUUCCAGGAGAAAUAGGUGUCGCGUGAGAAUGGUGACGCGAGCUUUCUAUAAAAACAUUGAGCUCAAACAUGUCGGCUAUAAUUGUGGCUGCUGAUUGGUCAACGUGUGGGCAUCAGCAAAACGUUUACAAGCGACAUCUGUUCGCUAAUUGGUGGAUAGAUUUGGAAUUGUGAUUGGCUGAUAGAGCUACAGCUACACGGGGCGGUGAUUGGCUGAUAGUUACACAGUGCUGUGAUUGGCUAUCAUGUAACUGUGAUUGGCGAGUAGUGGAGGACGCUCAGAUCUGUGAUAAAAGAUGCUUUACUGAACCACGGCGAACACAGAAUAACAAUGUUACAAAAUGUUCUCGACAUUAACGGAUGGAGGUCGGUGUGACCGGGUCUGUACUAGACCGGAACUGACCAAUAAGUGACCAAUGAUGGCCGAGUGAGGAUAUUAGUGUUUUGUUUUUCGAUAGUUACAAUAUAUUUAUAGUUUACAGCCUCACCCUCAAUAACAUUGAGUAGCGUAAUGUGCUAAGGCCUUCCUGGUUCACAAGUAAUGCAAACUGGUUCAUGUUGAGUGGUUCAUGCUUCUAUAAAGGACAUGUACAGGAUCAAACUUUGAUCAAAAUUUGUAUAGGCCAAAUGGCAUAUAUAGAUUUAAUAUAUAUAUAUCACGUGACUUAUCCUAAUGUUUAUUAGUAGGAUGUAGUAUAUUGUAUAUUAGUGGACGGAGAGAGCGGGUUUGUAUGCAAGAAAGUCAGUUUGAUUCAAAGAGGAUAUCCAAGGAUUAAAGAAAGAAAGCAUUGCUUAGCAUUGGUGAAUAAUGUACAUAGUGUGCAUGUAGCAAGUGGCUACUUCGCUCGGCUUGACACGUCAUUUUGUUUUCUUGAUGACAGCCUGAAUUGGUGACGUCAUAGAUUUUUGUGAAUUUAUGUGUUGUCUGUGCCACUAGGUACAAUGAACAGACGUCUAUAUCAUAUAUUAACCCAAAGAGCUGCAAUGUAGAGCACCCGUUCAUUAUUUGUCAGCCAAACAGAAAAUAGGUUGUGUAUUCGACUGGAAAAUGGUCGCAAUGCAAUACUGACAUCCAGAACUGUGGUCACCUUUAUAAGCCUUCGUGAACUUAUCAUUAUGUGUUAUUUAAAGCUUCCAGAUCGAUUUUGUCUUAACUAUAAAAUGAUGAAAAAAUCAA